AUGGAGGAGAACAGGGCUGAGACGGCGGGGACGGUGACAGAGCCGGUGACUGAGCCGGUGCCAGUGGCGGAGGAGGAAGAGGAGGAUGAGGAUGAGGAGGAUGACGAUGACGACCUGUCCCGGCGGCGGGAGCGGGAGCAGACCGUGCUGUGCUGCAGGCUGCCGCCCUUCGGGGAGCCGGUCAGCCACGUCUACCACCCCCUGGACUACGCCUGGGAGCCCCACUGCGACUUCGUGCGCCGCUACUGCCGCACCCCUAAACGCGUCCUCUUCCUCGGCAUGAACCCCGGCCCCUUCGGCAUGGCCCAGACCGGGGUUCCCUUCGGAGAAGCCUGGCACGUGCGGGAGUGGCUGCGGGUCGUCGGGGGGGUGAAGAAGCCGCCCUCGGAGCACCCCAAGCGCCCGGUGCUGGGCCUGGCCUGCCGACGGGCGGAGGUGAGCGGCGCCCGCUUUUGGGGGCUGGUACGGACCCUCUGCCCUGACCCCCGCCUUUUUUUCCGUCAUUGCUUCGUCCACAACCACUGUCCCCUCCUCUUCCUCGCCUCCAGCGGUCGCAACUUGCCCCCCACCGAGCUGCCCCCCGCCCAACGCGACCGGUUGAUGGGGCUCUGCGACCAGGCGCUGGCGCGAACCGUGGGGCUGCUGGGCGUGGGGCUGGUGGUGGGCGUGGGGCGUUAUGCCGAGCGGCGGGCGGGACGCGCCUUGGGGGGCGCCGGGCCGGGGGGUGCCUGCGACCACGUGAAGAGCUCCGGAUAA
Nipponia nippon (crested ibis) is the source of this 756-nucleotide messenger RNA. The record is from RefSeq and is a predicted model, not a curated record. NCBI's taxonomy places the organism in Eukaryota, Metazoa, Chordata, Aves, Pelecaniformes, Threskiornithidae.